Messenger RNA from Suillus plorans, 1312 nucleotides. RefSeq lists its product as uncharacterized. Lineage: Eukaryota; Fungi; Basidiomycota; Agaricomycetes; Boletales; Suillaceae. The transcript has 5 exons. The coding region runs from base 156 to 1223 and encodes 355 amino acids. The record is from RefSeq and is a predicted model, not a curated record.
CAUUGAUGACCGCAGAUGCCAAUCUUUCGGCAUCUCCCGAGACUACUCACAUAGGAACGAACACUCAGACAAACCUGAAAACUAUAUAAUGGGCCCUCCCCGCAAUGCCUCAAGCCUCAAGGCCUCACUCUUGAUACAUCAUCGUUAUCUCCCUGAUGUCUUCUACAACACAUCCCCCUUGGCACUCCCAAUGGGUUACCCGUAAUCCCACUAUCUUGCCUCAUGCUUUUCACAAUGCUCGCUACGCAGGGUGGCCCCAUCCCCCAGUGCAGCUUCCCCAUCCCCCAGGCCAGUUUCCCCAUCCACCUGAGCAGUUUCCCCAUCCCACAGUGCAGCUUCCCCAUGUCACUUCACCUCUAUCAACGGCACGGCAUAUUACUGUAGCAAACGAUAUACCCUCGCAUCGUCCGCAGAUAAAUGCUGCCCAUACCCAAUCUUCAAGUUAUCCCGCUCAUCUCCAAUAUGAACGUCACUCGCACAUGAAUUUGGGGGUACAAGCAUCUGCAAAUAAAAUAAGUCCUGUCGACUGCAACAUCCCCAAUUCGCGGCUAAUAUAUGACCAUUCUGUUCCACGAACAGUGUCAUCGAACGUUAACGAAACCCAAAAUGCCUAUCCCCACCCAUUUCUCUCGAUGUCAUUCGUUCCAAUAAGAUACGACCUACGCUUCCCGCAUACAUCCCUCGCCUUUCCGUUGUCAUCUUUAUAUGCAGGCUGCGGGUACGAGCUACUCUUCGUCCCACUCACCCCAGAACGGCCUAGACAGAUACGGCUCAUCAGCCCAGACUUUCCCUGGACAUUUGACAUCUGUCCUGACCCCGGUGCUGGAGAAGAGGGCGUGACGUGUCUUGAUGUUCUCGCUACCCUGCAUGCUGCAUUGCAGCACCCACUCACGGACACUGAGUGGGGCACCGCUGGACAUGAUAGGCGCGCGAGUCUUAUCAGAGCACGUGAUCGUCGCCCAAUGAUACAACCUGCAUUGCAGGGGGGCUCGAAUUCUGCGGCACGCACCAGGCCAACAGUGAGAUUUGCACCCAGCGCAUUAGUACCAAAUCAUAUCUCCAUGCAGCGGGAGAGGUUACUGCUCCGUGUCAAUUGGCUUGGAUCUCGUGUUGCGUUCGCGGGGCUUAUGAAAGAUGAAGCAUUUGCAAGGAGCAGACUCUUUCCGGGUGGUCACGGUGGGGAGCCACCUGAGACUUGGGUGGUGAAAUUUCAUAGGUUAUGAUUUUGAAUAUCCGAAGAAAGUGUACGAAUAUAUUUACUGGUCAAUUGCAUUGAUAAUUUGCGAAGUUGAGUGAAAGUAAAACUUAUAGA